AUGGCCAUGGCGGCGGCGGCGGGGCGCGCGCGGCCGGCCACGGUGCUGGGCGCCAUGGAGAUGGGGCGGCGCGCGGGGCCCGAGCUGAGCGCCGCGCUGCUGCGCGCCUACGUGGCGCGCGGCCACCGCCUGCUCGACACGGCCGCCAUGUACGCGGACGGCGGCUCCGAGCGCAUCCUGGGCUCGCUGCUGGCCGGCGGCGGCGCCCCGGUGGAGAUCGCCACCAAGGCCAACCCCUGGGGUGGGAACACGCUGAAGCCCGAGAGCCUCCGCUCGCAGCUGGAGUCGUCCCUGGAGCGGCUGGGGAGGAAGAGCGUGGAGCUCUUCUACCUCCAUGCGCCGGACCACGGCACCCCUGUGGAGGAGACGCUGCGGGCCUGCAAUGAGCUGCACAAGGAGGGAAAGUUUAAAGAGCUCGGUCUAUCCAACUAUGCGGCGUGGGAGGUGGCAGAAAUCUGUACCAUCUGCAAACACAACAACUGGGUGAUCCCAACCGUGUACCAGGGCAUGUACAACGCCACCACUCGCCAGGUGGAGACGGAGCUGUUCCCCUGCCUGAGAUACUUCGGCUUGCGCUUCUACGCCUACAACCCGCUGGCUGGAGGGCUGCUGACGGGCAAGUACAAGUACGAGGACAAAGAUACAAGCCAGCCUCCUGGAAGGUUUUUUGGGAAUGACUGGGCCGAGACCUACAGGAACAGAUACUGGAAAAAGCACCAUUUUGAAGCGAUUGCCCUCGUGGAAGGGGCUAUAAAGGCUGCUUAUGGCUCCAGUGCCCCCAGCCUGACGUCAGCCGCUUUGCGCUGGAUGUACAAUCACUCUAAACUCCAGGGCUCCCUUGGAGACGCGGUCAUCAUCGGCAUGUCCAACUUGGAGCAGCUGGAGCAGAAUCUGAACGGCAGCGAGGAGGGUCCUCUGCAGCCAGCUGUGGUGGAGGCGUUCGACAAGGCCUGGAGCCUCACGGCGCACGACUGCCCCAGCUACUUCCGCUAGGAGCCGGCGCAGGGAAGGGCAGGCGGCGCCUCGGGAUCCCCCGGGGACCCUCUGGGCAGCUCUGCCGGCCACUCCUGCACCUCCCAAGCCGCCUGGAGAGCUCCCCAUCCACCCUGCUCUGCUCCGAACCAACAGGUGGCGAUUUCCCAUGGGAACAGAGCCCCUAGGAUUGGGCACUGCCGCCUUAAGCGUCCCACCUCGUGCGCCCUCCCCUCCGCGUGCGUCAGGGUUUGGAGAUGCCCCUGCUAGCGGGAAGAACCGGGGCAAGGGUCUGGUUCUCCAGCUCCCCUUCCCGUUGCUAAUGGUACCUUACAAUUUAAAUCAUUACGUAUACGAAUAAAUCUAAUGCAGACUGUC
Molecule: messenger RNA, 1350 nt
Organism: Nothoprocta perdicaria
Lineage: Eukaryota; Metazoa; Chordata; Aves; Tinamiformes; Tinamidae
Product: aflatoxin B1 aldehyde reductase member 2-like
Exons: 7
Coding region: 1-993 (330 amino acids)
Source: RefSeq, a predicted model, not a curated record